AUGUCGCUGGGCAUCGCGGCGCUCGGCGCCGCUGCAUUCCGCAGCGGCAUCACUCCGCUCCACGGCGCACGUGGCUGGCUUUGCACCCUGCUAGUCCAAAGCUCUGAUCCACACGGUUGGCUUUCGGACCUCACUUCUUGCCGGAGGCAGCACACCCUAACGGAACGCCAGCCCUUCUCCGUGGUACAGGCGGCCAUCCUGCAGGAGCUCCAUAGCAUCAACGCCUUCCUCGCCGCCGACUCCCACCUGGAUGGCCGCCGCCGCUCAUCCCUGGUCCUCUCCGCCCAGUCCCUACCCGCACCCCUUCCCCCCCACCAAGUGGAACCCGAGCUGCCCUCCCUGGAGGCCCAUGUACGGGACCCCGAGCACGGCAUGGCCCGCUGCGCCGUCAAGUGGCUCAGGCGCUCCGGGCGCGUGCCGGGUCAGGUGCACUCCCUGAUGGGCUCUCCGGGGCCUGGCGGAAGGGGGGUUUGGGAGCUCAACGUCCAUUUUGACGAAACGAGCCUAGCGAGGAUGUGUCACUUCCCCCGCACCGUCCCCUCCCUCCGGGGCCACGGCUCUGACAUUGCCAACACCCAGCACCCGCGGCUGGAGGGCAUUGAGAUGAUCUACUGCCCCGUUGACCGCGUCGUACUGGUGGACGUGCCCGUACGGCUGGUGAACGACGAGAUGGCGCCUGGUGUGCGGAAGGGCGGCUGGAUGUGCAUGUUAAAACGCACCGUGCGGUACAAGGCGCUUGGCAACGCCAUUCCGCCGUACAUUGAGGUCAAUGUACGGCACCUGGAUCUGGAACAAGAUCUGCUCGUACGGGAUCUGCCCAUUCCGCCGGGUACCAAGAUUUAUGAGAAGAACUUCAAUGCGCCCGUGGUCCGCUGCACCAUGGACGUGGGCAAGGACUGAGGGCCCGGCCGGCCGCCCGCAUAGCCACCCGUUGCCCCACCUCGCGUUACCGCACCGCAUCUCGCCUCGCCUCGCCCUACCCCACCGACCAGCCGCAUGACACUGCUUCUCCUCUUUCGAGCAAGGGGAGGAAGAGGCGGCGGAGGAGGACAGGGCGUAGGAGGGGGCAAGGGGGAAAUGGAGGGCGCAGUUGCUUUUGCUUGGGGCAGUCGUGCGGCUGGUAGUGCCCCUGCUGGACGACGGGGAGCCCCGGGAUGGUGGCAGGAAGGGUUGUAGGGAAGGGUGGUUUAGGUAUUUGGGUUUGGAUUUUGCAGGUCUGAUGAUCUGGACGGGAUUCGAAAGGGGGAACUGGAGGUAGGGAUGGGAUGGGGAGUGCGACAGAUAGGGAGGGGAGUGCGGCGCGUGCGGUCUCAGACCAUGCCACACGCAGCUGUGCGUUGGGUUGGCAUUUCGACAAU
Molecule: messenger RNA, 1358 nt
Organism: Volvox carteri f. nagariensis
Lineage: Eukaryota; Viridiplantae; Chlorophyta; Chlorophyceae; Chlamydomonadales; Volvocaceae
Exons: 6
Coding region: 1-900 (299 amino acids)
Biological process (GO): translation
Cellular component (GO): cytosolic large ribosomal subunit
Molecular function (GO): 5S rRNA binding
Source: RefSeq, a predicted model, not a curated record